AUGCUGCACCACAACACUUUGGCCACCACCAGUUCCCUGAGAUUGGUUCGUGGCCGCGUUCACCGUCGCCCGCUGCCAAAUCGCUUCCAGGAGCACCGCCAGCGGCUGGAGAGGGCCACUAGCCGGGUGGACCAUCGACCGCCACGGUUGCCCGCUAUGCAGCUAAAUGGACUUCCGGCCCUUUCCCAGGAUGCCCGCCUCUUCCUGCAGCGAACCCAUGAGAAUGCCCACCUGCUGCUGAAUCUAUCGCGGAUUAGGCGCAUUGGCGGUACCGUUGGCCUUUUCGACGAUCGCAUUCCCCAGAGCCUUUCGUCGCUGCCCCAUAUGAUGCGACGGGUCGAGGAGCUGCAGCGCCAGAACGACUUCCUGGGUCAUCGGCUCAUGAGUGUCCACGGGAAGCGGCAGCGGCGUUGGAACGAUGGUCAUCCGUUGGCCACGACCGGGAGGCGACCAGGUCUGGAGCUGGCACAGGAGCUCUCUCAGACCACUACUCAAUCGUAUCUGCCGGACUCGAAGAGCGAUGUGUUUGCAAAGUACUCCACCUGUGCUCUGGAGCUGCCCGGGAAUAGGAGCGAGCUGCUGCGACUGCUCCGGCCCCGGAUUCUAUACACCGAGGCAGCACCGCUGGUGGUGCUCCAGUUCAUUCGCACCUGCCAGCGCCAGCGGGCCCAUGAGUUUGCCGUGCGCCGCAUCUUCCCCAAUCUCUGGCUGGAGGGUUACCUCCUCGGUUGCAACCGGCAACAAGGACACUCUGCGGAUCCGCCACCCCAGCUCCGAGACCCCAUGGAGUUCGAUACGCGCGUGUUGAGCCACGAGCGGCACAACUGUGUCCUGUCCUGCGCCAAGGAGUACUGCGUCCAUGGAUUUCCCGGCGGAGCCAUCAACUUUAGCAUCAGCUUUAAGCCACUGCCCGCGGCCAAAGGCCAGCGGGUGGCCUUCGCCGGGUGGUGCGCGGCGCCAAGGUCGUAG
Drosophila serrata is the source of this 969-nucleotide messenger RNA. RefSeq lists its product as uncharacterized. Lineage: Eukaryota; Metazoa; Arthropoda; Insecta; Diptera; Drosophilidae. The record is from RefSeq and is a predicted model, not a curated record. Gene Ontology annotation, molecular function: peptidyl-prolyl cis-trans isomerase activity. Gene Ontology annotation, biological process: protein peptidyl-prolyl isomerization.